Lolium perenne is the source of this 1938-nucleotide messenger RNA. The record is from RefSeq and is a predicted model, not a curated record. Lineage: Eukaryota; Viridiplantae; Streptophyta; Magnoliopsida; Poales; Poaceae.
AUGGCCCGUCUUACCGUGGAUCAACGUGCUAGACUAGCUCUAACUAAUUUAAGAAGUAUGAUGAUGAUUCCUUCUGUGAAGAUGCGUACAAUAUUGAUCAGGUUCAUGCUUGAUGUUUUUGACCCUGCCACUGGUACAUUCGAAAUAGGAGAGAACAAUGGCGUGGUGUCUCUUGGUUUUGUUGAUGUUGAGUGUCUCCUUGGUCUGGUUAAUGAAGGAUUUUCUGCUGGGAAAUACUUACCGAGGAAGUACUUGUACUGGGAAAAAUGUCAGCCGCUAGAAGGCGACUGUGCAUUUAAUCCUAAACUGUCCAUGCGCCCUCUAAUGAGGAACUGGAAUGAAGCAGCUGCCACGCGGAGAGACAAUUUUGACUAUGAGAAUGGUCGAGGUCGUGGUAACGUGAAGAUUGAUGAAAAUAUCACUGAAGAGUAUCGGAUGAUGGAGCCAGUUGUGCCAGAUCCUGUGGCUGCUCAUCAGAAUAACGCCAAGCCCGCGAGUGCUGUUCCAAAAAAGAAACAGGCUCCAAAACCCAUUGAUAACGGUCAGACGGAAAUUCUGAUAAAUCGUUUAACGGGUUACCUAGAUGCACAAUUGCAGAAGAUGUUGGCUACCAUCCCUGCCUUAUGUGCUCAGAGAACAUUGGAGAUAUUUAAUAAGGAAGGCGUGACUUACAAACCAGCAGCCGCACCGGUUUCCGGUAACAUGGAGGACCAGGAAGAUGUCAACUCUUUCCGGAACGGCCCUCGUGAUAAAAAAGAGUUCAUGUACAAGGAAGAGAGCGAUUCAGCAGGAGGUGGAGAUUCUAUUCGUAUCAUUGACAUGAACCUGGCUGAUGAAGUUGAUAAAUUGGAAAAAAAAUUAAAGGAGCCUGCUAAGAAUGGUACUACCAAGAAUGCAAAUGAUGCUAUGCGCACACCUGACAAGGCUGGUGGACUGAAUGGUACUCCAGCAGGAAAGCCAUUUGGCGAUGUUGAUAGCACACCGGAUAAUCCGUUCAUCAUUGAAAAUGCUGAUCCGGUGACAUCAGAUUCAGAAAUUGAUCUCGACGCAGUAAGUAUUAGCAAGUUCUUAUCUAAAUCAAAGGAAGAUGAGUUGGCUGGGAAGAGGAAGCGAACAAUUCCCAAAAAAUUUCAAUCUCCCUAUGCUCUAGACAGACGCACCAAGCGUCAAGUCCGUGGUUCAUCCACAAAAGCUCUGAAUUUCGAUGAUAAAUCUGGAGCAGAUAAAAAUGCAAAACCGGAUGCAUCAUGCGAUUUGACGGCUGAACUUGUAGACGCAGCUAUAGUCUUCCUCGAGCUUGCAUCUCGCUCAGACCAGCACAAAAAAAAGAAUGUUUACCGGAGUGCCAGGGGCGAUGAAGUUAACGCUGAGCGGCUACGUGUUGUUCUCGACGAAAAAUGGUUGUCCGAUGAUGUCAUUGAUGGUUACAUUGGGCAUUUGAACCUCCGUGUUGGGGAUGAUCGCUUCUUGUGUCCAGCAUGGAGAUCAAAAUAUCUAGUAGACCGGGCAAUUGCCGGAGACAAACCCAAAGAAUCCAGCAAGAACAUGGAUAGCGCGAUGGUAAGAUCUGGCGCGGUUGGUAGAGUGUUGACGGAAUACACCGUCCGUGACAAGGUUUAUUUUCCACUCAACAUUGGCAAUACACACUGGACGACCGUUGUCAUGCACACACCGAAGCAAGAAUUCCAAGUUCUCGACUCGCUUUAUCCUCUAGAGUUUACGUUGGAGACUGUUGAGGCACUUCGGCGCCAAAUUGCAGAUGAUAUGCAAGUGGCCAACGAAAUCACGAGUGGAAAUCAUCCCGACGUUUCAAAGUGGCCGAUAUUAGAGUACGACAUGCCGCAGCAACAUGACGGGAACUCUUGUGGAUUGUUUGUGAUGGAAUGCAUGGAGCAUUGGGAUGGGGACCGGAUGACUGCAGAGAUUUCACAGGUGUAG